GAAGUGGUCAGCAGUCGGCCGGCGCGAGCCGAAGAUGCAGCUGCAGAGGUUGCUGCUCCCGAGUGCGCGCCGCGCGGUCUUCGGGCCCGCGGAGGCUGCGCUGUGGGGUUUGAACUCAGUAAAAGAAAACUGUCACAAUUUUUGUACUGCUGUUCUUAAAGCUGUUACUUAUAAGGAACUGAAAAACCUCUUGAAUUCCAAAAAAAUUAUGUUAAUUGAUGUUAGAGAGACAUGGGAAGUUCGUGAGCAUGGAAAAAUCCCCAGAUCUGUCAAUAUACCAUUGGGUGAGGUAGGUGAAGCUCUACAGAUGAACCCAGAAGACUUCAAAGAGAAGUACGACGAAGUAAAGCCAUCCAAAUCUGACAGUCUAGUGUUUUCUUGUUCAGCUGGAGUGAGAAGCAAGAAGGCUCUCAGCAAAGCACUGUCUCUGGGCUUUAACAGUGCUCAACACUAUGCUGGAGGAUGGAAGGAAUGGGCAAGCUACGAACAUCCAGAGAAGAAACCAGGAAACUGAAUUUUGGAAUACGAGCUGGCUCUUUCCUUGUGUAUAUGCAGCCUAGCACAGCGGAAUGAGCGAAAGAAUAAAAAUCUAGCUCUGGCACCA
This is a messenger RNA of Miniopterus natalensis, 604 nucleotides long. Its product is annotated as thiosulfate sulfurtransferase like domain containing 3. Gene Ontology annotation, molecular function: thiosulfate-cyanide sulfurtransferase activity. NCBI's taxonomy places the organism in Eukaryota, Metazoa, Chordata, Mammalia, Chiroptera, Miniopteridae. The record is from RefSeq and is a predicted model, not a curated record.